AUGACCAAGAGAUUGAUGCUGAGAAAAUGUUUAAAGAGAAAUGCUACAGAAACAGAGGCUACAGGCAAAUCUCCAUGGCAGAAUGAUGCACCAAAAGCUGUUUUUGAUUAUUAUGAGACACAGGUUCAGAAAUGGGGAGUCCUGGGGACUUUGGUACCAAAGCCCUUUGUGCAAGUCUCACCUCAGAACUGCUCCCAGGUCGUUGUGAGCAGCCGGCUGUCGACCAGCAGAGUCAGACAGUUUGAUUUGGGUCUCUGGCUGAGAGGCAAAAGCACUGUGAAUAGAAGAAUAGCAACGUGCUCCUUCGCAAUUAGGCUGACUUUAGUGCUGGAUGCCGAGCAGCGUUUGGCACAGGUGGAGGAGUUUUCAUCACAGACUCCGGUGAAGUUGCUCCGCGUCUGCCAGUGCCGGAGGAACAAUCUCUGUGUGGGAGAAGCGCCCAGCACGCCGCCCGCCCCUCCCGGCGCCGCUCGGCCGAACAAAGACGGCAGCAGCGAGUCUGCUUUGUGCGGCGCGGGUCGGGCAAGGGGCGAGCCCAGCGCCCGCCCCGGGCUCCCCGCCCCGCCGGCCCGGCACGGCUCGGCUCGGCUCGGCAGCGCUUCGGGAGGAAGCGCCGGCUGCGCGGCGGGCGGGCGGCUGCCAGCGGCCCGGGCUCUCUCCGCCCCCGUCUCCUCCCCUCCGCCGCCGAUCCUCCGCCCCCUCCGCCUUCUCCUCGCGGCGGCGGCGGUGGCUUUCUCGGCCCCGGCUCCUGGCGCUUCUCCGCGGCUUCACCUCGCUCCUCUCCGGGGGCUCCCGCGCCGCGCUGGCCAGGACGGCAUUGCUGCAGGGAGCCUCUGGGAGUUCCGGGGUGAAGAGAUUUGCCUUCAUCUGGAGACCUCUGCUAAAGCUGAAGACCUCCUAACGGGCCAGACAGCCUUAGCAGGAGUUCAGAAGUCUUACACGAAGAAUCCUCUGGAGCAUCACAUUCCCCUGUUUGGAGUGUGGACAAGAGUUUGGCAUUCAUUCUGCUUUCACAGAUCGCUGCCGCUCGCUCGUGGAGCGCGGAGGGGACGGCAAGACUCCCACAUCUUUCAGCGAGAAGAAAGGAGCCAGCGGAGCAGACUAAUACGGACUUGUGUCGGGUGCCCUUGCCCUACAAAGGCUGCCUUUAAAAGAGAAACGCAGUGCUAUUUAAUGAGCUGUGAGAUGAGGCACUGCUGCUAACGCUCAG
Molecule: messenger RNA, 1210 nt
Organism: Vidua macroura (Pin-tailed whydah)
Lineage: Eukaryota; Metazoa; Chordata; Aves; Passeriformes; Viduidae
Exons: 6
Coding region: 1-1203 (400 amino acids)
Source: RefSeq, a predicted model, not a curated record